AUGUUAUUAAUGGAAGGUAUCACAGUGGUGGAUCUUACUGAGAGUCAGGAUGAACGCAAAGUGCGAGAGGAGGAACAAGAAGAGGUCAAAAUGUUCUAUGAAGUUGAUCUGGAACGGGUGUUUGGCUCUCAAAGUACAGCUCCUGAGCUGAUCACCCGAAUGCGUAAGAAUACAACUGACGCUUACUUGACGGUGUUGGCCGAUCGUGCUUCCUUGUUGGAUGCGUUGACAAGACGAAUCGGAACUGGUCAAGUCAUGGGUAAAGGUCCUGGUGACGAGUAUGCGGCUUUAAUGGGAGCGCAAAACAUUGUCGAUUACACCACAUCAUUUACCAAUAUGGGUUUCACAUUGACAGAAAAUUCAAAGAAUCCGCGUAUUUUGAAGAAUAUUUUUUGCAUGAUGAUGAACAUCAUGUAUGAUGAAAUAAUCCGUCGACUCGUUUAUGGAGGGUCAGAUGCAAGAAGACUCAUGAUUGCUAAUGGAAUUCCCGAAGACAAUUUCAUGAGAAACCUGAACCGAGUUGAGCAAGUAGAACCUAUCCAUGAAGAGAUACAAGACAUGAAGGAAUCCAAGGAAUUCUCCUUUCCCACUGUCGGCAGCGGAUUUUAUUUUGUUGUCAGUGUACUUUACAGAAUGAAUUCUUAA
This is a messenger RNA of Mucor mucedo, 645 nucleotides long. RefSeq lists its product as uncharacterized. Bases 1 to 645 code for a protein of 214 amino acids. The record is from RefSeq and is a predicted model, not a curated record. Lineage: Eukaryota; Fungi; Mucoromycota; Mucoromycetes; Mucorales; Mucoraceae. The transcript is spliced from 3 exons.